AUGUCACAAGAAGAUCGGAAAUUCAUGCAGUCUUUGGAACAGUACCUAAAGAUUGUCCCGCCAAUGGAGACCCAUGCUCUGCAGAUGGUUCAUACUGCCUGCUACAUUUCUGCGGCAACUUGGCUGUGCUUGUUAGCCUUGUCUUCCAUCUACUUGAUCCUCUUUCUACAGAACUUCUGGGGUCAAAUUCCUGAUGCUUUUACCUGUGAAUCCAGGCACAAUUCCCCACUCAGUGUGACCUACAAAAGUAUCCACUGUAUGACCUUUGUGAGCUUCAUUUUUGUCCUGGUAUCUCUGAUUCUGCUAUACUGGAAGACUCAUCAAAAGCUCAGAGAAGUUCAGUUCUCUUCACAGGUUAGUUUCGGAAGCCAAACAUUCAAAACGUCUAAGCACAACAUGCUAGUGCUGGUGGUCAUUUUCUGUGUGUGCUUUGUUCCCUAUCAACUGGUGAAACUGCCAUACAUAUUCAUCAAACCCCUGCUGUGUGAUUGUACAGCAGUCCAUGCGUACUACAUCCUGAAGGAGCUCACCAUCCUGCUCACAGCACUAAAUGCCUCCUUGGAUCCACUUAUUUGCUUUUUCUUUUGCAAGACCUUCAGAUCCCAGUUUAAUUUUAGAGGUGGUCAACCUUUGUCAGAGGAUUAG
Molecule: messenger RNA, 645 nt
Organism: Sinocyclocheilus rhinocerous
Lineage: Eukaryota; Metazoa; Chordata; Actinopteri; Cypriniformes; Cyprinidae
Product: G-protein coupled receptor 87-like
Exons: 3
Coding region: 1-645 (214 amino acids)
Biological process (GO): G protein-coupled receptor signaling pathway
Cellular component (GO): membrane
Molecular function (GO): G protein-coupled purinergic nucleotide receptor activity
Source: RefSeq, a predicted model, not a curated record